Cylas formicarius (sweet potato weevil) is the source of this 3839-nucleotide messenger RNA. Its product is annotated as nuclear valosin-containing protein-like. Bases 89 to 2839 code for a protein of 916 amino acids. Gene Ontology annotation, molecular function: RNA binding; ATP binding; preribosome binding. Gene Ontology annotation, cellular component: nucleus. The transcript has 8 exons. NCBI's taxonomy places the organism in Eukaryota, Metazoa, Arthropoda, Insecta, Coleoptera, Brentidae. Gene Ontology annotation, biological process: ribosome biogenesis. The record is from RefSeq and is a predicted model, not a curated record.
UGCGUUGUGUGCGGCGUUCUGUGUUUGUGUUGAACGUAACGUGUUGGGUACGUUAAAUAUCGCACUCGCCAGCACGAAAUCGAGUCUAAUGGGAAAGAUUAACAACAAAUCGGGCUUGGAGAUAAUCCCGUUGAACGACAAAAACAAGAACGAUCCGGAGAAGACGGGCAGGAUGCCCUACAUUUCCGAUCCGAGUAUUGUACCCAGGGUACAGAAGUACCUGGAGUCCAACAUAGAUAAAACCUACGUGGACAUCAAUCAAAUGGCUGACGAUUUACAGAGGAGAUACAAAGAGUACGCGAGGCGAAAGAGAAGUGUGUUUCGUGCUUCCGUGAAGAAGGCUUAUUCGAUUGUGCUGCAGAGUUACGGCUUGGAAGACCGCGAAUCUUCUGACGAAGACGUCCUGAGCGAAGAUAGCGACGAGGACAAUGAAAAAUUCGACGAGAACAGCGCGGACAAUCAGGACCCGUAUAACCGCCGGCCCAUCAAACCGAAACAGAUGGACGAGAAUGAGCUGAUCGAUAUCAGUAGCGAAGAUUCAGAAGAGGAGGCCCUCCACAAUGACAAGAAAACCAACGGACCAUCGACAUCCAAGAAUCAGCCAGAGGCGUCUUUGUUACAGGGCUUUCUUACCAAUAGGUUGUAUUAUGAAAAGAGGCCUUGUGACCCCCUGACUCAGGACAAGUCCAAGAAGAGGAAGCUUGAGGCCACCAUCAUGCCCAUCACGUCGUUGAACAAACGGAGAAAGGUCAGCCACCAGAUGUCCUACCAAGAGCCUGAAUUUUCUUUUAAAGAUAUUGGAGGCAUGGACAAGACGCUGGAGGACGUCUACAAGGUGCUGCUCCACGUAAAGCACCCAGAGCUGUAUCGCGGGAUCGGGGGCGCUCCCCCCAGGGGGAUCCUUCUCAGCGGUCCCCCCGGCAGCGGAAAGACGCUCCUCGCGAACGCCAUCGCGGGGGAACUGAACAUGCCGAUGGUUAAAAUGGCAGCGCCCGAGCUUGAAGACGGUGUCUCGGGCGACACGAACGCGCGUAUUGGGGAGCUGUUUAGGCGCGCGCAGGGCUCCGCCCAGUGCGUCUUCUUCAUCGACGACAUCGACGCCGUCGCCAAGUGCAACGUCCUCGAGAGGGUCGUGCCCUACAUAUUCGACUGCGUGGACGACUUAAACAAUGGCGACGCGAUGCUCAUCCUAGGUGCCACGAGUCGCCCAGAUCUCCUCGACGCUGCGCUGAGGAGGGCUGCACGUUUCGACGUCGAAAUCUCCCUUAAAAUGCCCGACCGCGAGUCCCGCGUCGACAUCCUCAAAGUGUUGACCUCAGGCGUGACGCUCGACGACGACGUCGACCACGAAUCGCUGGCGGAUCGGACCCCCGGGUUCGUGGGGGCGGACCUCGCUGCCCUUAUUAAGAACGCUUCGGUCGCGGCCGCCGCCAGGGCCCUCGAGGUGUUGGGGGCGGCUAGGAAGGCGGCAGCGAGCAAAGCGGCGGAGGAGAAGGCACGCUCUGUGGCCGGUGUGCUCAAGAUCAAGGCCAAGCAACUGGAGCUGACCAAACGGCAGUCUGAAGAUGAGGCCGAGAUCAUCGUGGACGACGACUCGAAGAGCGCGACCCCCAAGGACAAGGUGGCGGAUGUUCCGUCGGACUCGGUCGUUGUCCUCGAUGACGUGGACGAGACGGUCGUCACCGCGAACAAGAAAGACCCUCCGUCGCCCUCGGCGCUGAAGGCGAACGCGGUCAACGGCGACGCCGCCGCCCCCGCCCCCGUCAUCGAGGACCCGGAGAUAAUCGUCGACGAGGACGUCCAGGAUCCUGCGAUGCCGGUGGACCCGAAGCCAACGACCGCGUUGGAAGACCUGAAGACGUGGCUCAGAGAUCCCGCCCCCUUCGCCAACGUGCGCAAUCUUUGCGUCGCCGCCGCCGACUUCGAUACGGCGCUAAAGGGGGUGGAGUCGCGCGCUCGAACCGAAGGAUUUGCGACGAUGGCGGACGCCGCGUGGGACGACGUCGGGGCGCUCAGAGACGCGAAGGAGGAGCUUCAGAUGUCUAUUCUGGCGCCAGCCAGGCAUCCGAAACAGUUCGAAGGGUUCCGGAUCGCCGCCCCCGCGGCCGUUUUGCUCUGCGGCCCGCCCGGCUGCGGUAAAACCUUGCUGGCGAAGGCGGCCGCGCGCGACGCCUCCGUCAACUUUUUAGCCGUCAAGGGACCGGAAAUGUUAAGCAUCCACGGCGACGGGAGGCGGGCGGCGCGUCUCUGCUUCGAGCGCGCCCGAAGCGCCGCCCCCUGCGUCCUUUUCCUCGACGAAAUCGAGGCGUUGUGCCCCAAACCCGACGGCCCGGUCCGCGUCCUUAACCCGACCCUUUCGGAGAUGGACCGAUUGGAACGCGGGGGCGGCGUAAUGGUUUUGGCCGCCACCAACAGGCCGGAUCUGGUCGAUCCCGCCGCCUUGCGACCCGGAAGGUUCGAGAAAAUCUUGUACAUAGGGCUGCCCUCGAGAGAAGACCGCGUCGACAUCCUCAGGGCGCUCACGAAGAACGGCACCCGGCCCACGCUCGACGCGGAGGUGGAUUUGGUCCAGAUCGGUACGUCGGAACAGACCAAAGGUUUCACGGGCUCGGACCUGGCCGCCCUCGUCAGGGAGGCGUCGUUGUUGGCCUUGAAAGAGUAUCUGGUGGCGGGAGAUAUGUCGGAACCCGAGGUGGUGUACGCGAGGCACUUCGUCAAAGCGUCGGAAAAGAUCAGGCCGUCGGUCGGCGAGAAAGACCAGAAACAUUACGACAAGCUUAGGAGAACGUAUAGCGCGGUGCCGGAGCACGCAGAUGUCGAGGAGAUGGAGUACUCGUAAUCGCUCGAUAGUUUACUGUUUUUUUUUUUUUAAUAGACUAAAAAUAUCUAUUUUCGCAUAUUGAGGGAAGAUUCUAAGUAAGGGAAUGAUUUAUUUGUAACCCGGUAUUUUACAUUAGUUUGAAAUCGCCACGUGUGUCUAAGUUGUACCAAUUGAAUCAUGUUUUUUUUUUAUUGUGUUUAUUUACGUUACCCGUGCGAGAAGGUCCGCCGUUUAGGCGCGAGAAGCGAUAAAAACUACGUAAGAAAUAAAGAUAGUCUGCUGAAUGGAAUUGGGUAACACCCUUACGUCACUCGUGUGAAAAGGCUAGCCGCGCAUGCGCGAGAAACGGUAAAAAGUACGUGAAAAAUAAGGACGGUCGGGCGAAACGGUUUGGGUAACACGAUUACGUCACUCGUGCAAAAUGGUUAGCCGUUUAUGCGUGAGAAACGAUAAAUACUGCAUAAAAAAUAAAUAUUUUCGUAGAGAAGGCAAUGAUUUUCCGCGCACGCCUGUAUAUUUCCCCACUAACCUGCAGUUUGCUGUCUUAAAAACGCAGCAUCCAAAUUAACUGCUAAAAAAGAGAUUUUAAAUCUCGAGCGUUUUUUUACGUUUUAGCCUGUUUUGAUGUGUUUGCAGUGUCAGUAUUAGGGUGGUUUCGAGUAAAUGAAAGUAAGACUUCGACUAUUUAUUUUUUACAAGAAUAUAUCCUGCGACAAAUAUCGUUUUACUUUAAAGCGUAUAAUUAAAAGUAAAAAAAUUUCAAUAGCAAUUUAAUUUUUCUUGGAACGGCAAUUAAUUUUAUGGGGCGACUGCUACAUAAACCAAUUCAACGUUUCCACUUUUAAACGAUCGUUGUUGGUCACGUACCAACCCAUUUACUAUCACUUGUAUUUCGGACCAUUAAAAAAAAAAGAAAACUGCUUCCACCACAGACUAUACGAAGGUAAUUAGUUUGUGAAGGUAUCAGAACUUCGGAAACAAAUACAAUGUAUUUAUAUAUAUAUAAAUAUAUAUAUAU